AUGAUUCGCCUAGGAAUACAUUUCAUCAGCCGUAAUGGCACCCAUUGCCAGUUGAUGCCGUUGGCAAGGCGGUUGACAGUUUCGGCUCAACCGAAAGAAGAGCCGAAAGAUCGGUCCAUUCGUCAAGGAACCACCGAGAACGUACGCCCUGAAACGCGCCGCACGAACACUUCCUUCAUGUCGAACGUUUUCCGCGGUGAAAUUGAACCUAUUCAGGUGUUUCCUUACCCCGAGCAAUCCGACGAGCAAAAGGAUCUCAUCCACACAGUCAUGGACCCAGUGUACCGUUUUCUACGCCAGGAGCACGACCCACUCGAAGCGGAACGGAUUGGUGAGGCAAAUCCGGCUACGUUGGAUGAAAUGUGGAGAAUGGGUCUUUUCGGAAUGCUGGCACCGGAAGAAUACGGUGGCCUAGGAAUGACCAACACAACCUACGCCCACCUAGGAGAUAUAGUUGGCGAGGUUGAUUUGGGCUUAGGGGUGAUAAUAGGAGCUCAUCAAAGUAUCGGGUAUAAAGGUAUCUUGAUGUACGGAACGGAAGAACAAAAACGGAAGUACUUACCACAAGUUACCAGCGGAGGAAACUUUUCCGCUUUUGCUUUAACCGAACCGGGAGCUGGUUCUGAUGUUAGUGCAGUCAAGACCAGGGCCGUCAAAAGUGGAUGCGGAAAGUACUACACUCUAAAUGGAACCAAAAUCUGGAUAUCCGGAGGAGGCAUUGCGGAUGUGUACACAGUCUUCGCCCGAACGGAAGUAUUAGACGAUAAAACGGCAACGAUGAAAGAUAAGAUUACCGCAUUUAUUGUUGAACGAGGAUUUUCCGGCGUUACCAGUGGACCACCGGAAAACAAGAUGGGUAUAACCAUCUCCAACACUACCGAGGUGUACUUUGAUGAUGUCAAAGUGCCAAUCGAGAACGUUCUUGGCAAGGAAGGUGAUGGUUUCAAAGUAGCGGUGAAUAUUUUGAACAACGGAAGAUUUGGCAUGGCGGGUACCAUGGCAGGAACGAUGCGAAUUUGCAUCCAGAAAGCAGUCGAACACAUCAACGGCCGAGUACAGUUUGGACGGAAACUGAGAGAGUUUGGAAAUAUCCAAGAAAAGCUUGCGCGCAUGGCAAUGUACCAGUACGUGACGCAAUCGAUGGCCUUCAUGGUGGCAGGAAACAUGGAUGCAGGCUACAAAGACUUUAUAAUGGAAACGACAAUCUCCAAAAUAUUUGCCUCGGAAUCAGCGUUUACCGUCUGCGAUGAAGCGAUUCAGAUUCUCGGUGGAAACGGUUUCAUGAAAUCUACUGGGUUGGAGAAGUUCCUCCGGGACAUUCGAGUGUUUAGAAUUUUCGAAGGAGCUAACGAUGUGCUGAGGAUGUUUGUGGCACUUACAGGAAUCCAAUACGCAGGAUCGCACUUGAGGGAAAUUCAAAGAGCACUUCAGAAUCCAAUAGGAAACUUGGGAAUUAUUUUCGAGGAAGGAUCCCGACGAGCUGCUCGAACCAUUGGAGUAAAGUAUGGCAAUGAUAUGAGCGCCUAUGUGGCGGCUCCACUGAAAGAUUCGGCUAAAAUGUGUGCCGAUAGUGCAGAUAUGCUCGCGAUAGCAGUUGAAUCAGCAUUGGUCAGGCAUGGAAAAGGUAUCGUAGAAAUGCAAUUUGUUUUGAAACGAUUGGCUGAUAGUGCUAUCGAUAUCUACGCCAUGGUUUGUGCGUUAUCUCGGGCGUCCAGAGCAAUUGAAAAUGAUCUACCAUCUGCAGAGCAUGAGAUUCUAAUGACAACAGCUUGGUGUGUUGAGGCAAGUGAACGUGUGCGAUUAAACAUUAGACAGGUUAAUUCCGGAGAUUUUGUGCCAUACUGUGAUAUGAUGAGUCAAAUUGCCAGCAACGUAUGCGACAAUGAAGGCGUAGUGCAGCAGCUACCGCUAGAAAUGGACUUGCAUUGAUAAGAAAUAAAUGCGACAUU
This is a messenger RNA of Ochlerotatus camptorhynchus, 1949 nucleotides long. Its product is annotated as very long-chain specific acyl-CoA dehydrogenase, mitochondrial-like. The coding region runs from base 1 to 1929 and encodes 642 amino acids. NCBI's taxonomy places the organism in Eukaryota, Metazoa, Arthropoda, Insecta, Diptera, Culicidae. The transcript has 3 exons. Gene Ontology annotation, molecular function: flavin adenine dinucleotide binding; fatty-acyl-CoA binding; very-long-chain fatty acyl-CoA dehydrogenase activity. The record is from RefSeq and is a predicted model, not a curated record.